AUGGAAACUCAGCAGCAGCCAGAAGUUGCAUGUCCAUUUAACCCUUCACAUCACAUGAAGCCCAACAGAAUUAUCUGGCACAUGCUCAAAUGCUCCAAAAACCAAUCCGAAUCCAGCAAAAAAGCUUUAUCUAAAGUCCAGUGCUCCUACAAUAAAGAGCACUGGCUUGACCAAGCUGAAGUGAUCGAGCAUAUGCAGCAUGAAUGCUCUGACAGGCCUACUGAAUCUCAAAAUAAAGCAAUAUCAGACUACAACUCCAAGCAAAAAUCUCAAAAUAAACCCCAAAAUAGAGAAAAAAAGCCUGAGAAAAGAAUAAGGCAUAAAUCUCAAGAAAAUAAAAAAGUUGUAGAACCUGAGCUUGCAGAAGGCCACACAGAGGAAAAAAAGGUGAGGGAUUUUGAUGAAGAAUAUUCGUUGAAUAAGUUAACAUGAAAUCCAGGGAAAAAAGAAGAGCAAAAAGUAGAAGAAACUAAAGAAGAAAAUAAAGAAGAAAAGAAAGAAAAUAAAAAGAGAAAUGAAAAUAACCAAGGGAGAAAUUAUAAAAGAAAUAGAGGAAAUUAUAGAGGGAAUAGAAAUAAGUCAGCAGGAGCGCAGAGGAAUGAGAAGAGAAAUAAAAAGCCAGAAGAAAAGAAAGAAGAGCCACAGAAGAAGCAAGAAGACUGCAAAAGCCAAAUAUUUUAA
Blepharisma stoltei is the source of this 681-nucleotide messenger RNA. Lineage: Eukaryota; Ciliophora; Heterotrichea; Heterotrichida; Blepharismidae. The record is from the annotation of a GenBank genome assembly.